CUACUUCAGCUUGAUGCAGUCUUAUCUUGCAUCAGACUGUCCGGCAACAGUCAGACACACUGCGCCUGAUGGCUUGAGAAUCGAAGAUCAUUUCGCAGCUGAGCUGAGUGACGGGAGAUUCAUGGUCAGUCAACACUCCAUGCAGUCGGACUCUGGGUCGGGGUCGUACUUGAGGGAGCGAAGGGGACAAUUUCCGACGAGUUGUUCGAAGGGAGGGUCGCCUCUGCAUCACCGAAUUUGACGACCUCUACGUGGUGCUUGUCGAGCAAAGUUAUCCACGAAGCUUUUGCAGCUGACCAGAGCUGCAGAGAAGCCACUCACUGCCCCGGGAUGGCAACCAUCCAGAGAUCCUUUCAGAGGACAUGCCAACUAUGGAGACGUGUAUCACAGCAGUCGCCAGCCCUCUCCACGGGACUGAGGCAUAUGUCCUCGACCCCAGAGCCGAUCACGAACAAGAGACUGGAGGGGAAGGUGGCGAUCAUAACAGGAGGAGCCGGAGCGAUCGGCACGGCGACGAGCAAGCUGUUCGCAGCGCACGGGGCGCAAGUGGUGAUCGCGGACGUGAGCGAUGAGCGAGGGGAGAAGCUGGCGCAGGAGAUCGGGCACGGCGCAGUGUACAGGCGCACGGAUGUGACGAGCGAGGAGAAUGUGGCGGCCACCGUCGCCUUCGCCGUCGAGCAGUUCGGGCAGCUCGACAUCAUGUUCAACAACGCGGGCGUCAUCACGCCGCUCGACACCUUCGAGAACCUGGACAUGGAGCUCUACGACCGGCACACGGCGGUCCUGGUGCGCGGGGUGGUGUGCGGAAUCAAGCACGCCGCGCGAGCCAUGAUUCCACGUAAGCGCGGCGUCAUCCUCAACACGGCCAGCACCGCCUCGGUGCGCUCGGGAGCCACCAUGCCGCUCAUCUACAACAUCAACAAGUUCAACAUCCCGGGGCUGACGAGCGUCGCCUCGUUCCACCUGGCCAAGCACGGCAUACGUGUCAACGCCGUGUCGCCGCACGGCAUCCCAUCUGGCGUCGUGGUCGACUGGCUGCGCCUGCUAGGCUGUGACUCGACGUGGGAGAAGGUUGUGGCCGCCUUCAAGGCCGCGUCGCCCCUGCCCGACCGCCACACGACCAACGAGGACAUCGCCAACGCCGCCCUCUUCCUCUGCAGCGACGAGUCCGGGUACAUCAGCGGCCAGAACCUCGUCGUCGAUGCAGGAUUCUGCCAGAGCGUCGUCUACGAUCCUCUCCAGUUGGGCGAUCCCUUCAAGUCCUCGCCAUAGCUUCCUCUUCUUUUGCAUCCCUCCAAUUACAGACCUUUACGCGGUCAGAUGACCUGUAACAUGAGUUCGCUCUCAGCUGACCGCAUUAUCAAUGAUUUUCCACAUUACCAUGUGCGUCGAUAUGU
This is a messenger RNA of Marchantia polymorpha subsp. ruderalis, 1397 nucleotides long. The record is from the annotation of a GenBank genome assembly. Lineage: Eukaryota; Viridiplantae; Streptophyta; Marchantiopsida; Marchantiales; Marchantiaceae.